GAUGCGCUUUGCUUUUCCUCGGCCUUCCUAUGCGGGACGGCGGCGGCGGCAGCGAGGGCGCUGCUACCGGUCGUAAGUUACGGUGGCGGCAGCAGCCCGAAGAUGGCCGAGUCCCCGGAGGAGGUGGCCGUGCUGGUGCAGCGGGUGGUGAAGGACAUCAACAGCGCCUUCAAGCGCAAUCCGCACAUAGAUGAAAUUGGAUUAAUCCCCUGCCCUGAAGCCAGAUAUAAUCGAAGUCCAAUAGUUCUGGUUGAAAACAAACUUGGAGUGGAAAGCUGGUGUGUCAAAUUUCUUUUGCCCUAUGUCCAUAACAAACUUCUUCACUACAAACUAAGAAAGCAGUGGCUCAACAAAGAAGAGUUGAUAGAUAUCACAUGUACCUUGUUGUUGCUGAACCCAGAUUUCACCACUGCAUGGAAUGUAAGAAAAGAAUUGAUAUUGUCUGGCACUUUAAACCCCAUUAAAGACUUACAUCUUGGGAAAUUGGCACUUACCAAGUUUCCAAAAAGUCCAGAAACAUGGAUUCAUAGGCGAUGGGUUCUGCAACAUUUAAUCCAGGAAAACUCCUUGCCCACUCUUGUGACUAAAGGGAACUUAGAAGCAACACCCACGGAAAAAAUACAGCGGCUGGUGAAAGAAGAAAUGGAUGUUUGUUGUGAUGCUGCUGGACGAUAUCCAAGUAAUUAUAAUGCUUGGUCCCAUCGUAUCUGGGUGUUACAGAAUUUGGCAAAGCUCAAUACAAAGAUUCUUCUUGAUGAACUUUCUUCCACUAAACACUGGGUCUCCGUACAUGUUUCAGACCAUAGUGGAUUCCACUACCGUCAGUUUCUAUUAAAAUCUUUGAUUGUCAGAACUGGGACUGAUUGUAUUAUAAAGUUAUGUGAUCACCCAACCAAUCAACAAACAUCCUGUUUUCCAAAAGAUGAAGAAGAUGAAGGUGCAGAAGCUUUUUGCAUGGAAAAGCAACAGCCAGAUCACUCACUGUAUCUGAAAGAGGAAAUAGAGCUCUGCACUGAUUUAAUUAACACUUAUCCAGGGCAUGAAACAUUGUGGUAUCACAGGCGUCAAAUCUUCUACCUUCAACACCACUUAAAGAAGUGUCCAGUUCCAAACAGCUGGUCAUCAACUUCAAACAAUAGUGAUGGAACAAUUAAUAAUUCACAUCCUCAUGUUACAACUGGCCAUACCACACAAGCCAUGGAUGUUGACGGCUUAACGGAAUGCAACAAACAAGGCUACAGUCAAGAAACCAAGCGCCUAAAGCGGGCUCCUAUGCAGGACUGUAUCAACGUGGGAGAAGAAUAUAAGUUCAUCGAUCACAUUUUGUCUAUGUAUAGGGAGGAGGAUCAGGCAAGGUUUGCAAGUUCAUACAGAAAAUGGCUAGUUUCUUUUCUAGGCCAGUGAAGAUCUUUUAAAACUCUUAGGGCCUUUGUUUAGUGCAAUAUCCUCUUUACAGACAGGUGUACUUAGGACUCCUGGCACUUUUCACCCUUCUGUUAUUCCUGCCACUGCUAAACUUCAUUUACUAAUGCUGGGUUUAGUUCUAUUUAUAUUUUUAAAAGCCACUUUGUGUUAAAUUUUAUGGAUCUUUGUAGGAUAGCCCCACCUAAAAAGGAACUGUUUGGUGUUAAUAUAAAUUAAGUGCAAAUUUUAAACUCACUAAUAUAACUGGAAUAAUAGGAAAACAGAAUGAUAAAUCUACUGGUGAACAAUGAUUUCAUUCCUAAAUACCUCGUCCAUAAUAAAUAAUCAAAGUCAUUGGUCGGUGAAAACAAUGGAAAAUCAUUCAGCAUGACAAUGUCAAAAUGGUUUGGAGUACAAGUCUUCAUUUUAUAAUUGCAUUGCAUCACUGCUCUUCUGAACUCUCUUUAUUUCACAUUUGAAUUGCUCUGAUAAUCUUACAGUCCUGUGACUUUUUUAUUAUUAUAGUGAAAGUGGGAUAUGGUUAUGUGAAAUUGGAUAGUUUUGUAAAAAAAAAUUACUAAACUAAAACUAACUAGUUCAAUAUAAGAACACUGGUAUUUAGAGUAUUAUCUGGCUUUUGUGAAUUUGGAGGCUUUCGUGAAUUUUAAGGUUGUAAGAUAUGGAAAUAUAAGAUGGUGACCAAGGAACAAACUUCUAUCUAAUCUUAUCCCUACCUGCAAUUUUCCUGGCACAUGCAGAUUUUUCCAUUCCUAAAAUAUAAAGAGCGUUCCAUACUUGGAUUUUAUUGUACGUGAUGAUAUAUAUGAUAGGUACAGGGUAUGAUAGACAAUGCUGACUAUCAAUGUUAUCUUUGUAAUGAUAUUUCACUUAAUGGACAAUCUACCAUGCACUGGGGCUCGUUCAUCUUUCAUUUAUUGUAACAGGGCCACAUAUGGCUCCUUUGCAAGACCCAUUUAAAUCACUUGAGGAAGUACAGUGCUCAACAAAAUGAUGUGCUUGUUUGAGUUUUCUUCAGGUUAUCCAGAUAAAUGGGGAAAGAAGAAA
This is a messenger RNA of Thamnophis sirtalis, 2469 nucleotides long. RefSeq names its product protein prenyltransferase alpha subunit repeat containing 1 (gene PTAR1). Gene Ontology annotation, biological process: protein prenylation. NCBI's taxonomy places the organism in Eukaryota, Metazoa, Chordata, Lepidosauria, Squamata, Natricidae. Gene Ontology annotation, molecular function: protein prenyltransferase activity. The record is from RefSeq and is a predicted model, not a curated record. Gene Ontology annotation, cellular component: cytoplasm.